AUGACCAAGACUUACUUCGACGUUGCCGCUGAUGGCAAGCCACUCGGCAGAAUCUCCUUCCAGUUGUACGACGAUGUUCCAAAGACCACUGAGAACUUCAGAGCUUUGUCUACCGGUGAGAAGGGUUACGGUUACAAGAACUCUAUCUUCCACAGAGUCAUUCCCCAAUUCAUGUUGCAAGGUGGUGACUUCACCAGAUUCAACGGAACCGGUGGAAAGUCCAUCUACGGUGAGAAAUUCCCAGAUGAGAACUUCAUCCACAGACACACCAAGCCAGGUUUGUUGUCUAUGGCUAACGCCGGUCCAAACACCAACGGAUCCCAAUUCUUCAUCACCACCGUUCCAUGCCCAUGGUUGGACGGUAAGCACGUUGUCUUCGGUGAGAUCAUUGAUGGUUUCGACGUUGUCAAGAAGGUCGAGUCCUUGGGUUCUAACUCCGGUGAGACCAGAGGCAAGAUCGAGAUUGUCGACUCUGGUGAGCUCUAA
Molecule: messenger RNA, 486 nt
Organism: Kuraishia capsulata CBS 1993
Lineage: Eukaryota; Fungi; Ascomycota; Pichiomycetes; Pichiales; Pichiaceae
Exons: 2
Coding region: 1-486 (161 amino acids)
Biological process (GO): protein peptidyl-prolyl isomerization; protein folding
Molecular function (GO): peptidyl-prolyl cis-trans isomerase activity
Source: RefSeq, a predicted model, not a curated record